Molecule: messenger RNA, 1065 nt
Organism: Alligator sinensis (Chinese alligator)
Lineage: Eukaryota; Metazoa; Chordata; Crocodylia; Alligatoridae
Gene: POU3F3
Product: POU class 3 homeobox 3
Exons: 1
Coding region: 30-764 (244 amino acids)
Biological process (GO): regulation of transcription by RNA polymerase II; brain development
Cellular component (GO): nucleus
Molecular function (GO): DNA-binding transcription factor activity, RNA polymerase II-specific; RNA polymerase II cis-regulatory region sequence-specific DNA binding
Source: RefSeq, a predicted model, not a curated record
CGCGGCCGGGGGGCUUCACGGUGAACGGCAUGCUGAGCCCCCCGCCCGGCGGCCAGAGCCUGGUGCACCCGGGGCUGGUGCGGGGGGACACGCCGGAGCUGGGCGAGCACCCGGGCCACCACCACCACCACCACCAGCACCACCCGCACCACCAGCAGCAGCACCACGGCGGCGUCAACAGCCACGACCCGCACUCGGACGAGGACACGCCGACCUCGGACGACCUGGAGCAGUUCGCCAAGCAGUUCAAGCAGCGCCGGAUAAAGCUGGGCUUCACGCAGGCAGAUGUGGGCUUGGCCCUGGGCACCCUCUACGGGAACGUCUUCUCCCAGACCACCAUCUGCAGGUUUGAGGCUCUGCAGCUCAGCUUCAAGAACAUGUGCAAGCUCAAGCCUUUGUUGAACAAGUGGCUGGAGGAAGCCGACUCCUCCACGGGCAGCCCCACCAGCAUCGACAAGAUCGCGGCCCAGGGCAGGAAGAGGAAGAAGCGGACCUCCAUCGAGGUGAGUGUCAAAGGGGCCUUGGAGAGUCACUUUCUGAAAUGCCCCAAGCCCUCCGCCCAGGAGAUUACGAACCUAGCGGACAGCCUGCAGCUGGAGAAGGAGGUGGUCAGGGUUUGGUUUUGCAAUCGGAGGCAGAAAGAGAAAAGGAUGACCCCCCCGGGGAUCCAGCAGCAGGCGCCGGACGAUGUCUACUCGCAGGUCGGCAACGUGAACUCCGACACGCCGCCGCCCCACCACGGACUGCAGACCAGCGUGCAGUGAGGGGCGCCGCAGUAAGGGCCAGGGGCAGAGGCAGGGGCGAGAAGGGAUGAGCAGGGCAGGGGGGACCGGCACGCACGCACACACACACACACACACGCACGACCCCAGACUUCUUUAGACUGCUUUUUUUUAUACACACAUACAUACAUACAUAUAUAUAUAUAUGAAUAUAUAUAAAUAGAAAGCUCUUGAGAAGGUCCCUCCGAGCGAUAGCUAGCAUGGAUCUGGGGUGGAGAUGCAUCAUGCACCAAAGCUGCAGAUGUGUUGGGUUUUUUCCCCGCCUUCCUUUUUUUUUUUCGGG